UGUUUCUUCUUCCUUCAAAUAUGGUUUCUCCACCGAGCUAUCUUGACAUAUUUGGUUUGUAGUCAUAGACCCAUUUUUGCAAUGGAGUAUAAGAUCUACGACUACUCCAUGGCUGCUUCAGGGUAUGCUAAUGCUCAUGCUCAUGCUCAGAUCAAUGAAAAUGAUGUUUCAAUGCUGAAUGGCAAUGUGGGUCAUGAAAUUUGCGUGCCCCAACGGAAUAAUAACACUCCUUCUGGAGGAUUCUGUGGAGGAAAUGUGGUUUCAGGCCAUUCGACCUCUGCUUCGACAUCUAAAAAGCAGGUUGUGCAGAAUCAGAAGAAGAAAAUUCAGUCGAAGCAGCACAACACAACCAAGCUGUCGGUGGAUCCUCAGAGCGUGGCAGCUCGUCAGAGGAGGCAUCGGAUCAGUAAGAGGUUCAGAAUUCUGCAGACCCUUGUUCCCGGUGGUACAAAGAUGGACACUGCUUCCAUGCUUGACGAGGCCAUUCAGUAUGUUAAGUUUCUCAAGUACCAGAUUUGGUUUCAUGAGAUGAUGGGCUAUGCUUUAAGUAAUAACUGCAAUUCCUUGAGCGCUUCUUCCUCUGCCCAAGUUGUUUCUCCUUCUCCAUCGCUGCAGAUGGAAACUGAUAGCUAUGGCAGCUUUAAUGCCCAUGAACUUACAGAGGCUAAUACUUUUAGUUAUGUUACUGGAAACUGGGGAAUCAAUUAGGUGAGAAAAUGAAAUGAUUCAGCUGUUUUAAGUCCUGUUGUUGGUCAAGAUCCUAGUUUCCUGAGUGUAUAUUGCUGUCUGUUCAGAUGUUCUGUGUAGGUAAUGACUUAUCAUGAUCUUAAAACUUCUGGGUUGAAAUGCAAUCAGGCCUUGUGUUAGUUGUUGUUCUUGUGUAAUUUUUAUGUAGAACAAAUGUUCUUUGUAACAAAACUGAUUAUCCA
Cryptomeria japonica (Japanese cedar) is the source of this 929-nucleotide messenger RNA. Its product is annotated as transcription factor bHLH140. Gene Ontology annotation, biological process: regulation of DNA-templated transcription. Bases 82 to 708 code for a protein of 208 amino acids. Gene Ontology annotation, molecular function: DNA-binding transcription factor activity; protein dimerization activity. The record is from RefSeq and is a predicted model, not a curated record. The transcript has a single exon. NCBI's taxonomy places the organism in Eukaryota, Viridiplantae, Streptophyta, Pinopsida, Cupressales, Cupressaceae.